Molecule: messenger RNA, 1584 nt
Organism: Cryptomeria japonica (Japanese cedar)
Lineage: Eukaryota; Viridiplantae; Streptophyta; Pinopsida; Cupressales; Cupressaceae
Product: probable disease resistance protein RPP1
Exons: 4
Coding region: 1-1584 (527 amino acids)
Biological process (GO): defense response
Molecular function (GO): ADP binding
Source: RefSeq, a predicted model, not a curated record
AUGCAGGAGCAGAUUUUGAAGGAUGGCUUCCCAAGCCACAACUCUGGAAAAUCAAUAAAUUUUAGAGAUACAGAAGAGGGUAAGAAGUGCUUAAAAGAAGCUUUUAAAAAAGAUAAGAACCCCGUCUUUCUCUACAUUGACAAUGCUCUGCGGGAAGAAGAGCUCAGUGAGCUUUUGCCCGAAGGCUUGGAGGACCUUGGCAAGCAUAUCAGACUUCUAUUAACAACAAGAAACUUGAGUGCCACAAAUGUGUUUAAAAAAAAGUUUCGCCAAGAAUAUCUUGUCGAACCCCUCCAGAAUACAGAUGCCAAGAAAGUUUUGUGCAAAGAUGCUAAGAAUCUUGAUCGUAUCAAAGAUGAUGUUGACGAGAUCUUGAAUAUUUGCGACGGGGUUCCUCUUGUUCUAAAGAUUGUUGGUGCUCAUUUGGAAAAUCAGGGAUUCAAGAAGGACAACUGUAAUCAGAUACUAAGUGCUUUGAAGAAAGGGGAAGUAAUUAAAGAAAAAGACCUCAGCCGAUGUAUGGUGGAUUUUGUAUUCAAGACGCUUGAAGAAAGCACCCAAGAAGCGUUUUUGGACAUAUGCUGUUUCUUUCAUCUUUUUCCGCGUACAAGUGUGGAGUAUGCUGUUGGAUCGAUGGAGGUCAAAGCACUUGAAGGCGCAGCAUUGAUCAAAUUUAAGGUGAUUCCAGAAUACUAUGCCCCAAUGCAGAAGCAUGAGGAGCUCGUGCUUGUUCAUGAUGUGAUCAAAGAAAAGGGGCGAAACAUGGCACGAUUAAACAGAAUUAGAGGCAUUAAAUCUUUUGAAGCAGCUGUAGCAGAAAAGAGGCUCGAGUCCAUCAAAGGAAUUGAUCUCUUUCUCAACAAAGAUCAUUCUUCUUACGUUCUCGAAAAAGAGCACUUAAAUUCAAUGAGCAAAUCGUUACGAUUUUUAAAGUUGGGACCCAAGAUCAAGGUCAGCGCUCCAAGUGAGACGACAUUUCCGGAAUUGAGAUAUCUUUAUUUAAGUGACAUUUUUUCUUGUGUACCUUUCCAUUCGGAGGCCCUCGAGACAUUGGCUGUGUAUGUAGGUCAUCUCCCGAACGAUAAUUGCAUUUGCAAGAAGUUUACACAGGAUCAAUAUAUUCAAGCCCGACCCGAAAUGCAUUCGGGAGCAAUCAAAGCCGAUCAAAAUGCCUCCGCAUUCUUGUCUAGAAGAAUUGUUUGUAAACUCAUUAUCGAUGAAGACGCUCCCAGUGGAACUCCAGAGUUUCAAAGCAUUGGAACAACUGGCAUGAAAUGGAGGAGUUGGCAAAGAGUGGUAGAACUGAAGGCUCUGCAGUAUUUGAAUCUGAAGGGAUGUACUUCUUUGAAGAAAUUGCCUUCGACUUUUGGAGAACUGAGGGCCCUACAAGGUUUAAAUCUGGAGGGAUGUUCUUCCUUGGAAGAAAUAGCUGGAUUUAAACGACUUAUCGGACUAAAAUAUUUGAAUGCCCGAAACUGUCCGAAAUUAAGUCUGUCUUCAGCAACCAGCCCAGCGAGUGACUUGCGAAUUAAAAAUAAGGAGGAAAUGAAGAUUGAAGAGAAGCAGCAAACGAUGGUAGAUUAA